This is a messenger RNA of Monoraphidium neglectum, 270 nucleotides long. Its product is annotated as fructose-1,6-bisphosphatase I. Gene Ontology annotation, cellular component: cytoplasm. The record is from RefSeq and is a predicted model, not a curated record. Bases 1 to 270 code for a protein of 89 amino acids. Gene Ontology annotation, biological process: fructose 6-phosphate metabolic process; fructose 1,6-bisphosphate metabolic process; sucrose biosynthetic process. The transcript is spliced from 2 exons. Gene Ontology annotation, molecular function: fructose 1,6-bisphosphate 1-phosphatase activity. Lineage: Eukaryota; Viridiplantae; Chlorophyta; Chlorophyceae; Sphaeropleales; Selenastraceae.
AUGGCAGGCCAUGGUGCUGAGCUGGCGUCUGCGCUGGGCGCAGUGUCGACAUCCAUCAAGGCCAUAGCAACGCGCGUUGCGCGCGCCGGGCUGGAGGGGCUGUACGGCGUGGCCGGGACGACUGGGGGCAGUGGUGACGCCCAGAAGAAGCUGGAUGUUGUGGCGAAUGACAUCAUGAAGGCCCAGCUGGCGGCCUGCGGGGCCGUGGGUGUCCUGGCGAGUGAGGAGGAGGACGGCGCCCUGGUGCUGGGGGAUGGCAGGCAAGCUUGA